AUGGGGAAGCGCCAUGCUAUCAACUUCCAUACGCUCACACAUCGGGCGAUGGUGGUGGCAGUAACCAGUCCUGACCAGGACGAGUGCAAAUGGGCGACGGAAAACCUCGAGGGCGUACGCGUUUAUCUGGAUUACGAGGAGAUGCUGGCAAAAGAAGACCUACAGGCUGUCGUCAUCGCUAGCGCUACUGCCGUCCAUGCAGUGCAAACUCUGAGUGCUAUUGAGAAAGGCUAUCACGUCCUUUGUGAAAAGCCAUUGAGCCAAGAUGUGGCCGUCGCACAUUCCGUGGUUGAUGCCUACAAGCGGUCCCUCCGAAUCCACCCUAAACAAAAGGUCAUGUGCGGUUUCUCUCGUCGAUUUGACGCCUCUUAUCGGGAGGCGUAUGAGAAAGUGGCACAGGGUGACUACGGCCGCCCGGUAGUGUUUCGAUCUCAGACGGCAGAUCUGCACGACUCGUCGGGCUUUUUUGUAAACUACGCUAAGACUAGCGGCGGCAUAUUCGUUGAUUGUUCUAUCCACGACAUUGACCUCAUGCUCUGGUUCCUUGGAGAAAAAAGCAAGAUCAAGAGCUUGCAGGCAAUUGGAGUUACCGCCGUACAUCCUGGACUUGAAGCAAUCAAAGACCGUGACAACGCGAUAGCAACAGUUGAGUUUUAUGGUGGCAGGAUUGCGAAUCUGUAUUGCUCAAGGAUGAUGGCAGCAGGGCAGGAGGAUACCACAGAGAUUAUUUGUCAAAGAGGCUCUGUGAGAGUCAACAUGGAAGGGCGGAAAAGUCAUGUCGAUGUCCACGAUUCGCUGGGAGCUAGACGCGAGCUCCCACAGCAUUCCUUUGAUCGCUUUAGAGAAGCUUUUGUCACUGAGGCCAGGGAAUUCACCUCAUGCUGCUUGGACAAUACUCCCUUACCUGUCAAACUCGAAAGCUCCGUUAGGGCUCUGGCUAUUGGUCAAGCGCUUCAGAGAAGCUUAGUGAGCGGUGACAAGGUGAUGUUUGAUGAGCUUGAUGCCAAGCUUUAA
Molecule: messenger RNA, 1014 nt
Organism: Didymosphaeria variabile
Lineage: Eukaryota; Fungi; Ascomycota; Dothideomycetes; Pleosporales; Didymosphaeriaceae
Exons: 3
Coding region: 1-1014 (337 amino acids)
Biological process (GO): NADPH regeneration
Cellular component (GO): cytoplasm
Molecular function (GO): nucleotide binding; oxidoreductase activity
Source: RefSeq, a predicted model, not a curated record